Molecule: messenger RNA, 3276 nt
Organism: Theileria equi strain WA
Lineage: Eukaryota; Apicomplexa; Aconoidasida; Piroplasmida; Theileriidae
Product: ubiquitination-mediated degradation protein, putative
Exons: 1
Coding region: 1-3276 (1091 amino acids)
Biological process (GO): protein polyubiquitination
Cellular component (GO): cytoplasm; nucleus; ubiquitin ligase complex
Molecular function (GO): ubiquitin-ubiquitin ligase activity
Source: RefSeq, a predicted model, not a curated record
AUGGACGUUUCAGGCGUAAAAUCAGACAAACUAUCGGAAUCUCAUGGGAUAGUACAGAAUGUACUUGGCAUAACCAUUAAAAGGAGCGAGAAACGGGCUCUACAAGGGCCGCAAGACGCUGUUCCACAGAAGCUGUACAUUGGACAUCUUUACGGAAGAUUGACAGGAUUUAAGCAGGAUGAUGUCAAGUAUUUAAGUCUACAGGAUGUAGAUGACGUGGUACGCGCGAUGAUUUACGUGUGUAUACUCCACAACCGGAAUGUUCUGGUCACCCUGAACGAGUCGUACACGCGCGCUCUGGAAGCUCUGGGGAAGGGCACAUCGAAACUCUCUCUAAACCACAUGUCUGUUAACGAGUUGACGGAGCUUCUGGAGGCGAUACAGAACGCGCUGGUCUACAAUGGCUCCCUACUGAUUGUCUGUCCGGACUAUUUUACCCUCACAGAUAUACUGGAAAAGGAUGAGAUUAAAAGGGCGUAUCUGGAUCUCUCUACCCCAAAGGCGAGAUCAGACGUAUUUAUCGAUUUUGCGCUCUCUGCAGGAAAUGGAUGUUAUCUGGGAAAGCUCGUAGAACAUAUAUGGAAUAGUGACGAAGAGGUGGCAACUGCUGAAUUUACAAGCGUAUUUGACACUCUCAGGCUAAGAAUGUCGCUAAAGGGUAUAAAGGCAACUCAUUCUGGCGAGAUAAAGGCGCUUGUCCACAUGCUCUCCUUCAAGCCACUCGUAAAACUAUUCAUUGAGGAUAUUGAAAGAGUGGAACUUGAAUCGUCAUUGCAGAAGGAUUGUGGAGCAAAGAGAGAACUUUUGUCUAUAAUCGGUCAGUUGCUAAAUGCUUCAUCCCUGAAUGAGGAAAGCUUAGAGGUAUCAAAGCUAAUUGGCCUAAACAAGACAUUUUAUGAAGGUUUACAACCAGAAAGAAUUGACUUUCAUGGAAAGAGAGAUUUGAAUAUUGUAAAAAUGUUAAUUGCAACAAAGAGGUCGGAUUAUGAAAGAUCAGUAAAUGAUGUUUUGCAGCUGGCCAAGUUGGUACUAAAGGCUGAUGCAAAACUCAGAUCAAAGUUUCUAUCAUUAUUUGGACGGUUUGCCUCAUUCAACACUACUAGAAGGAAGGUACUGCGCUUGACACAUAUUGACAGCGGUCCAAUGACACUAGACCCGCUAUAUUACAGGCGUAUGGCUUUGUCUCAAGACAAUACAUUUGGAUUCUCCAUUAAUUUGGCAUGGUUACUCCUACUCUUAUCGCAAGGGAUAACGUUCCCAAAGGCUGAGGAAAUUGAUGUAGCCUUUUGUCAAGUAUCUAAUAUGGCAAAGGCAAAAACCAAUAGCCUAGACAGUGAAAUGGAUGAGGAAAAAGUGCAACAACUAAAAUCUGUAGAUGAGGAAAUUAACCACAUGCUUAGUUUUUUGGUAAAUACUCCAUCGUGCAUGGGUGAUGAAAAUCAGGUUGUGGAGGCAAUUAAAAAACUGGAUACAAAUGCCCUCAAGUGUUAUGAUGGAAAGUUUAUAACGCAAAUUUUCUGGUUGACAUUAAAAGGAUUAAUCAUGUUAUUUCUACCAGCCUUGCAAGAAAAUUUAAAAAUCCUGACACAUACCCUAAACUAUGCAAAUAACACUCAAAAUUUGAGUCCAAAUGAUGAAAAGCUAGCAGAGUAUAUUUCCCAUGUCUACGCGUGGAGAACAAUGAUACAGCACCCUUGUCUCAUAAAAGCGUUGUGGCAUUUUAUAAAUCUAUCUCUGCGGGUCUUUCUGAGAUGUGCUUUAUUUUAUAAGGCUGAUGGUUCCGUAAAUACAGAAUACAGAGAUGCGUUUAAUGCCUCUAAAAUGCGGUACAGUGUACUAGUUGAAAAGUAUUGUGAGAGUGUCUCUGGUGACUCGUGCGAUGAAGAACAGCCUCCACAAUUCACUGUACUUCCCGUGGAUUUCAUAGAAUGUAUACUAGAUUUGAUUAAAAAUAUCACAUUAUUGAAACAGUAUGAUGCCUAUAUCAAACCUCCAGAUGGAAAUGCACUAGACGGUAUGGACUUUGAGCUUGUUGUCGCUACAUGUGUAUUUCUCAUGAAAUGUUCAAACAAUAUGGUAAAAAACAUUCACAUAAAGUGUGAUUUGGCGUGUUCUACAAUUUUAUUCCUUUCAAAAUAUUCAAAGGAACCUAUGCAUCAGUUUGAGACACUGCCCGUUUCCAAAGCACAUUUAAUGGAUGCUCUCUGUAGAACGUUUAUAGCAUCUCAAAAGGCAAGUUAUAAUACAAGGAUAUCAUCCAGAUUGAACAUUAUUCAAAGCCUUAGUCAAUUCUUCACGAUUUCUUCCUAUAAGAAAAGCUUUGUAACUUGUAUAAUAUCCAAAAGAGAGCUCUUUGUGCAAUUUUUACAUCUUUUGUUAAAUGACACAACGUUCUUGAUAGAGGAAGUUGUAUCAUAUCUAACUGAAAUAAAGAGGAGAGAGGUGGCAGGAAUAUCUCUGGAUGACGCACCAGAGCAGGAAGAACGAGAAGAGGAUGAUAACCAAAAUGAUCAUUAUACACAAGAUGGAUCAAUAGAUGCGAACCAAUUGAAAUCAAUGAGUGGGAGCGAGCUUAAAGGAAGAACAAGGACUUUUGUGGAAUAUGGAUAUGAAAUAUGCUCAUUAUUGCACAUUUUGUGUAACGAAUUCCCUGGGGAAAUUACAAACAGUUCAGUGCUACUGCCCCAAGUCUCAACUUGCCUUGGUUGUUGUUUGGAAAGUCUGGCCGGCCAAAAAUGCCUUCAGCUAAAGGUCAGAAAUAUGGAUGAGUACGGGUUUAAACCAAAGGAGUGGCUAUCAAAGAUAAUGCAGUGUUAUAUCUCUCUAUACGAAUUUAAUAAUGAGGACAAGAGUCCAUUCAUAAAGGCAAUUGUACAAAACGAACGUUACUAUCGACCAGAAGUGUUUAAUAGAUGCAUAAGGUUCUCAACAAGGGAGAUGUUUUUAAACUACAAGGCAAUAAAGUCAUUCAAUGCACUAUCGAACAAACUUUUGGAGUAUGCCAAGAAGACCAGCAUGAUGUACGAUGAAGCAACAAAUGAGGAAAUUCCAGAACAUUAUCUAGAUCCAAUAAUGAUGGAUAUCAUGGAAGAUCCAGUCCUGCUACCAACCAGUGGAAAGAUCAUGGACAGAAAGAAUAUAGAGAGGCAUCUCAUGUCUGAAGCUACGGAUCCAUUCACACGUGCACCUCUAUCUAGAGAAGAUUUGGUGGAACAGGUAGAACUUAGGAAGGAAAUUGAAUCAUUUGUUAAAUCAAUCGGAAACAAGAAUGUGUAG